Erigeron canadensis is the source of this 1297-nucleotide messenger RNA. RefSeq names its product vacuolar protein sorting-associated protein 24 homolog 1. Lineage: Eukaryota; Viridiplantae; Streptophyta; Magnoliopsida; Asterales; Asteraceae. Gene Ontology annotation, biological process: late endosome to vacuole transport; protein transport; endosome transport via multivesicular body sorting pathway. Gene Ontology annotation, cellular component: ESCRT III complex; multivesicular body. The record is from RefSeq and is a predicted model, not a curated record. Bases 165 to 839 code for a protein of 224 amino acids. The transcript is spliced from 6 exons.
AGAAUCGAAUAAAGAGUGCGCGUUGAAGUAAACAGCUUUUAUACUUUGUUUCCUUUCUCCCUCCCCCAAAUCACUACACACACACAAUUCUUCACACAUUUAUUUUACCUUGAUCUUCUCCUAUUCCAAAAUCAGUACAAUAAAAUUACAGUUUUACCACGAGAAUGGAAAAAGUGAUGAACAUAAUAAAACCAAAACCUAAUCCACAACAACUCUUACGCGAUUGGCAACGCCGUCUCCGACAAGAGACUCGCAACAUCGAUCGUCAGAUUCGCGAUAUUCAGAGAGAAGAGAAAAGUGUUCAGAAAGCGAUCCGAGAAGCCGCCAAGCGAAACGACAUGUCUUCUGCCAAGUCACUGGCAAAAGAAAUCGUGAGAUCCAGGAGAACCGUGAACCGCCUCUAUGAAAAUAAAGCUCAGUUGAAUUCAAUAUCAAUGCAUCUAGGAGAAAGUGUCGCUGUAGCUCGUACGGUGGGGCAUCUGUCUAAGAGUGCUGAAGUUAUGAAGAUAGUUAAUAACCUAAUGAAGGCUCCAGAAAUGGCUGUCACAAUGCAAGAAUUCAGCAAAGAAAUGACUAAGGCGGGUGUUAUUGAAGAAAUGGUGAAUGAUGCUGUUGACUCUGCACUGGAUUCAGAUGACAUAGAAGAUGAGAUUGACGAAGAGGUUGAUAAGGUUCUAACUGCAAUAGCUGGCGAGACUGCUGCACAGCUUCCUGAAGCAGUCAGGAAAGAGCGGUUAAAGCAACCUGCUCAGUCAACUGAAGAUGUAGAGGAUGAGGGUGUCGAUGAUGAGGAAGAAUUAGAAGAAAUAAGGGCCCGCCUUGCCAAAGUAAGGUCGUGAUCAGGCUUUUGUAUCAUCUGCAUUAACGUAUGAGACGGUAUAUACUAUUUUCGAGAUGUGGCUGCAAGUCUGCAACUAUAUACCCCUUUAUCCAAUAUAUAGCAUCUUUAGGGUAUGAAAAACAUCUGUUUACUGUAAUCAGAAAAUUGUUACUCCCUAUAUAAUGUAAUAUUAUGUGUCCCUCAUGUUAAUUUUUGAAAGACGGAUAUUUAUGGCUGCAAUCACACAUUUAUUAUGUGAUAAAAAAUAUUUGCAGCAUAUGUAAAUCAUCGUGUAAACAGGAAAUUGUCUUGCUACUGAUGUAUUAUUUAUUUAUCUUUCUAUGUUCAUCGCAUCCCUCUGGUGGUGGUUGUGUUUUAAGUAAUGAAACAUGCCAAUUAAUGUGAUGUAUAUUGGGAUGUAAUAUGUGGGUGUAAACUUGUUUUUGAUAAGAGUAUAAAUAUAACAUUUUUCCUUCA